UCCUCCUCCGUUUCACUCAAAUGAACAAGGAGCAGGUACCUGUGGCGAUAGCAAUAAUGGGGAAGCACAAACAAACGGUUCGCCAUGUUCAGCGUUAAACAGGAAGUAACUGGCAGUUUGCCGUAACUUUCCUGGAACGCUACAAAGUCGUAACUCGUGACUUGAAGUCUUGACUUACGAAUUCAAAAGCCUGCCUGGAACGCACCAUUAGUAACGAACAGUCCCUACAGACUGUUUGGCUAAAGGCAACAAUGCGGGACGCUGCAGCGGCAGGACGCCACCUGGGAGCGGAUGAAGAGCUCCACUCGGCGGGCGCAUCCUCGGGCCUCGCUGCCUCAGCUAUCCGGACUGGAUUCAUGGCGGGACCACGAUGGCGAGCGGCUGCUGCGGAAGACAGACUGUUGCAAAGGCCGCACAGCAUGAUUUGUGCCAGCCUUAAUUUACGGUUGAACAUAAGAAAGCGGGGACCAAACGCACGUUCCUCUCCUCUCAUGUGUUCCCAUGACAACAAACAAGUGGUCAAGUUUUUGAAUAAACUUGUGCCAUUCAUAACAAAACGUUUGGCCCGUAUUAUCAGUCUUUAAAACUUGUUGACGACACCUUGGAAAGUGUUUAUCAAAUCCUUUAGAGUAUUCAUCCUCGGUUGUAGUGGACACCAACAACCAUGAAACGAGGAUCCAGCUCCACGGAUACAAGGAGCAGCUCUGACACCCGCCGCUAUCACAUGCGCGCUCCCACCUCUCAGGUUGAUGAAAGCCUGUUUGGGAGGUCAACACAGAUAUCACAGUUAGACAAAUGUGGAAACUCAGCCUCCAAGGCCAAGAAUCAGUCCCAGAAGAACCAAGAAGGAGAGACUGUUCAAAUCAUCACCAAUAACCUCAUCCGUAACCUCAGGAUCCCAUUUAGGGAUCCUUCAAGAGAGUCCAUCAUACUGCCAUCAGCUGAGUUCGAGCGGAUCACUUCAACGUCCCAGGUUCUCACCAAGAAACAGAAGGAGGCCCUAAGGGAGGCUCAUCAGAGGAAGAAAGAAGUGGACAUUAGAGCUGCAGAGGAGAGGAAGAAUCAGAUCUAUGAGGCAGACCUGUCCCGGAAGGACAACCAGGCACUGACCGAACUGGAACGUGAGGCCCAGGACCGUGCCAAGAGCUUGGUAGAGAAGGCCAGUGUCUCAAAGAUGGAGCAAGAGCAGGAGAUCAAACAGCUCAACACGCUGAUUCUGGGUGCUCAGUGUCAAGCCACACGUGAUGCCCAGAUCCGAGAGAAGAAACAGAUCCAGGCAGAGUUGUUAGAGGAGGAGAAGCGUCUGGAUGGCAUGAUGGAAGUGGAGCGCCGCAAGGCCUUGGAGGCUGUGGAGCUGAAUAAUGAGCUGCGCAGACAGGAGAGGAUUGGCGAACUGCAGAAAAUUCAGAACCAAAUCCAGCAACAUCUGGAGGAGAGGCAAGUGGAAGACGUGAUGAAAGAGAAGGAGAAACAGCAGAUACGGAAGAACCUGGAGAAAAUGAACCUGGAGGACCUCAAGGCCCUGGAGAAGAAGAGGGAGGAGCGGAAGCGUCUGCAGGAAGAGAUCGUUCGUAUCAAUAAUGAGACCAUACGGGCCAAGGAGCAGAGGAGAGAGGAGGAGAGGCUGGCUGACAUGAGAGAUGUGGAAUAUAGACGAAACAAAAUGAAGCAGCAGGCUGAAUAUGAAGCAGAGCAGAGACGGAUCAAGAAGGAGAAGGAGUUGGAGAUUACCAAACUGAGGGCCCAGCAAAGAGAGGCAAAAAACUACAAGGCAGAGCAGGACGAGCUCCGUGCUCGGAGGAACCAAGAAGUCACAGAGAGAGAAUGGAGGAGAAAGGAGAAAGAGCUCACUGAAAAGAAAGCGCAGCAGGCAGAGAUGCUGAGGAUGGCUCGUCUGGAGCAGGUUCGUUGCAAAGAGCACCUCCUGGCGAUGGAGGCUGACCGGGAGAAGGCAGAGUUUGAGAGGGUGCUGAAAGCGCAGCAGGAAGCACUCAUCAAACAGGAGGAGGCAGAGGAGAAGCAGCGUCAGAAAGCACACCGCUACUCAGAGACCAUCCGAAAUCAGGUGAAGGCACAUGAGCUCUCAGCCGCAGCACAGCGCAGAGAAGUCUUUAAGGAGGCUGACAGGUUAAUGGAGGAAGCCCGGCAAAGACGUGUGCGCCUGGAUGAGGUCAAAAAGAAGAAGCUGAAGGAGCUCAGGGCUACAGGGCUGUCUGAAAUAUACUGCAGUGAAGUGGAAAGGAAGGCCUGCGCUUGUUCACUAUGA
Epinephelus fuscoguttatus (brown-marbled grouper) is the source of this 2266-nucleotide messenger RNA. RefSeq names its product cilia- and flagella-associated protein 45-like. The coding region runs from base 665 to 2266 and encodes 533 amino acids. Lineage: Eukaryota; Metazoa; Chordata; Actinopteri; Perciformes; Serranidae. The transcript is spliced from 12 exons. The record is from RefSeq and is a predicted model, not a curated record.